Molecule: messenger RNA, 1317 nt
Organism: Musa acuminata AAA Group (dessert banana)
Lineage: Eukaryota; Viridiplantae; Streptophyta; Magnoliopsida; Zingiberales; Musaceae
Product: RING-H2 finger protein ATL3-like
Exons: 2
Coding region: 345-1133 (262 amino acids)
Source: RefSeq, a predicted model, not a curated record
UGCUCAUCUUCUUCCAGUCACAGAUGCCACUGUAUGAACUCUGGAGUCAGAGAUGUACAUGUCGGAUGAUACAGGGUGUUGGUCAAAGGACACCAACCGUCACAUGUCUCAUUGACCGCACACAGGACAAGCAGGAAAUCGCCCACCGGCUUUCCCGUUCAUGUACCUUGCGGCGGCCGCGACUGCGAGGUCAGACCUUCCCACCUACACCCACAUGCUCCGGUUGGGUUACUUCCUCCUUUGCCUACUUAUCCACACUAUGCCAAGCCUCACGACCCCCAUUCGUCUCUUCUUGAUUCGUACAAGCUUCUUCCUCCUGUUCCGUCGAUCGAAGACGAAGCACGAUGUCCGAUACGGUGCAGUCGACGGCCGUCGUCGGUGGGCUGUCGCUGGCGACGACCACCGGGUUCAUGGUCGCAGCAGUGCUCGUCAUCUUCAUACUCUUGAUCUUUGUGUUCGUUCUGUACCUCAACGCCAAGCGGUGGAACGGCGCCAACCCAGUCUCCGGCCGCGGCCGCGCCCGCCUGGUCUUCGUCGCGGAGCCUGCCGCCGGCCCGCAGCAACGCGGCCUCGAUGCGGCCGUCAUCGAGGCGCUCCCGUCGGUGUCGUUCCGACCCGAGGACUUCGAGGAGGCCGUGGAGUGCGCCGUCUGCCUCUGCAAGCUGGCGGAAGGCGAGGCCACGCGCCUGCUGCCCAAAUGCAACCAUGCCUUCCACCGGGAGUGCAUCGACAUGUGGUUCUACUCCCACUCCACCUGUCCGCUCUGCCGGAGCCCGGUCGUGCUCCACGAGCCCGAGACCGCUGAUAACAGCACCGCAGCCAUUGCUUCCGAUGCGCGUGCGGGGGGGUCAUCGUCUCACUCCCCGGCGAAUUUGUCUCGGGCCAGUGUUGGAGGCUCGGGCUCUGCUUCAGUCUCUUCUGCAAGCAGGUUGGAGGGGGCAUUGGCGAUAGAGAUAACAAGGGGAGAAGUGGAUGGGUUCCAAGCUCCGAGUAGGCUCCCUGAGGAAGACCUCAGGUCGCCGACGGCAGCAGCGUUGAGAUCGCUGCGAAGGCUUCUGAGCUGCGGAAGCAGGAUGGCUGGUGAUGUCGAGCAGGGAUGUCUUCCGGUCCCCAAGCCGCCGCCGAGUUCAUGAAUGAGCUAAAAUGACGCAGAUGAAGAUUUAGCACAUGGAAUACAUCAGAUGAAUCGAAUCCUUGGUCAAGAAUGAACUUAAUGGUGGGCAGCUGCCUUCCAUGCCCAUCUUGCAGUGUUCCCUGGGAGGGAAUGGACUGUUGCCCACUGAAAGAGAGAUCUUUGUCAGUGGGCACCAAUUUGGG